AGUUACGAGUCGAACGUUGCCAUUGAGUGAACUUAAAAGCGGAUAAAAACCAAAACGCAAAACAAAGAAAAACGUCGAAAUACAAAUAAAUACCAAUUAAUUAAAUAAUUAACAAAUCAAAACGAGAAAAGCUACAAAAACAAAAGGUUUACAAAAAAAUUCUCCAAAUUAGAAUUUUAACCGUCAAACAAAUAAAUUUCAAACAAAAGCGGCUAACUAACAAUUUUACAUUUUAUUACGUUUUUAGGAUUCUAAUUCUUAAAAUAAAAUAAAAAAUUUACGAAUCUUUUUAAAUGGUGUUUGUGAGAGUGUGUCGUAGAAAUACAAGUGAAUAAAAUUAAAUAAGAAAAAAAUAAAUUUACUAUUAUACAUAAGAUUAAGUUCUUUAAUAACAAAUUAUUUAAUUAAUAACAAAAUCUAAGAAAUUCUCUUUAAAACUAAAUUUCAACAUAAAAAAAAGAAAUUAUUGCCUAAAAAAGAAAAGAAACAAAAGAUCGUUUAAGAAAAAAUAGAAAGAAAAUAUUUAACAUCCACAAAUCGAACAAGUUCCAUUGCAAGUCUGCUGCUUGUAUGCUAGAAAGACGAACAAGAAGAAGAAAAGAAAAUUGUAUCUCCCUGUCUCUUGGAGCAAGUGUCUACAUUUUUGUUUUUGUUAAACAUUCCCUCCCUGCAAUAUAUCAUUUAACACGAAACUACUGUGGAGUGGAUUUUGCUCAAGUGAUUAAAAUUUGAAAAUAUAUAAAAAUAAGUUGCACUCACGCACAGUGAAUGUAACAGAAUGUGCUCGUGAAAUGCCAAACUGUGAGGCACUGCAUCUGCGUAAAUUUCCAGCAAGAAACGUAAUUACCAGUAAAAACACGCACUAAUUGUUCAAAUUUAAAAAUAAGUGAGAAAACUGUUACUGUUGCUUAUUAUUAUUUUUUUUUUUUUUUUUUUUGGCAAGAUACGAGCAUUCAACUUAAAAUAUAAUAAAAAAAAUAAAAAAUUAGAAAUUAUUCACCUUUAAGUGAAAAUUAAUUGAACGUUGAAAAAAACACACAGAAAAAAAAGAAAAUUCAUACGUGAGUUGGAAACUUUGCCAAUUAAUUAAAAAAUAGCAAAACGAUUUUCUACUUCAACAAACAAACAACAAAAAUCACUUGACUAAAUGCUUAAAAUAAAAAUAAAAACAAAUUAACUUAUUUAAAUAACAAAUUAUAACCAAAGUCCAAAGGAAAACAAUAAAAAUAACUUAAAUUUUCUUUAACAGCAACAUGUUCAUUAAUUCAUGUGGCAUGCAACCGUUUAAAUGUUUUUCAAAAAUAUAGCAAAAGUACUUCAGCCAUCAGCAGCAGCACCUUACCAAACGAAUCAAUCACAAAAAAUCCAAGAAAAAGUUUAGUGAAAUUUAUAUUCCAAAAAAAAAUAAAAUAAAUCAAUCGCCAAGUAAAAUUCAAUUUGUUAUUAGUGUAAAAAAUUAAAUAAAUUAUUUUUUUAUUAUUAGUUAAAAAAAAGUCAAAAUGUAUCGUCCAAAUUUCUAUGAAUCUACAUGUUUGCGUUGUAGUGAGACUGUUUAUCAGGUGGAUCGUGUGGGCCCGUUAAAGGAUUUUACAUUUUUUCAUUCGGGUUGUUUUAAAUGUGUACACUGCGGCACAAAAUUAACUCUCAAAACAUACUACAAUAAUCAACAUAAACAGGAUGAUAAGGAGGUUUACUGCCAUUCACAUGUACCAAAGAGUGGACCUGGUCAUUUGGAUAAUACAUCUGUGGGUAUAAGACAAGCUUUAAAUGCGCCACGUACAAAUAAAUUUGUUAAUGAACAAAUACGUGGUGCACGUUCUGAAGUUGAUGGUCUUUAUAUACUUAAAGGAAGUUUCGGUUCAAGACAAUCAACACCAAAUGGUUAUGGCAGUCGCGAGGUGAGCUCACCAUCACAGAAUGAUUCCGAUUACAAAUAUGGACGUUUCGAUGCUAGUGCGCUACAUAUUGCACAUGCUCUUAAACAGACUGAAAUACAAAAGGCCUAUAAUAAGGCGAGAGAAAAACCAAUUGAUUUCUAUUUGGCUCGAGAGGAACAGGCUCGACUCGAAAUGAAACAUCGCAAAGAGGAGGAUGAACUAUAUCGUAAAUUUGCACGUAAACGUGAAGAGGAAGAUCGUAAAAUCCAAUCGGAAUUCCAAACAGAAUGGGAACGUGAAUUACAGAGAUUGGCGCAUAAAUUCGAAAAGGAAUUGGCCACCUCAAGACGUAAUCGUGAGGAACAAAAUAUUCUUACGCUGCGGCAUGAACAACAGAAAGAGGACUUGGAAAAGAAUAUGACCCUGAGACGAAGCAAAAAGAAGGAGAGUAUAACACGUAAAAUGUUGGAACAUGAACGUUAUGAAACUGCGGCUCUAGUCGAUCGUCAGUCUAGUGAAAUGUUAGAAUUGAUAAGUGCUCGUCGUUCGGAGUAUAUGCAGAACGAAAGCAUUUUCCUGGAUGACGAGUUCAGUGAAGGUGUUACCCCUAUGGAGUAUCCCAUGUUAGCACCUCUGCCUGCACCGCCAGCUGUUAGUAAAUUCCAAAUUUAUACCGAUCCCAUAGAAUUUGAAGAUGUGGAUCGUAUAGCCAUUUCCGUAGCCCAGGAAGAUCAAAAGACCUUUACCGAUCUAGUGCGUCAAUUGGUGGGACGUUGUACCACCGACAUAGAAAAGGCCCGUACAAUAUUCCGUUGGAUAACUGUGAAAAAUUUAAAUGCCAUGCAUUUCGAUGAUGAUUUACGCGGUGAUACACCCAUGGGUCUAUUGCGUGGCAUUAAAUAUGGCACCGAAAGUUAUCAUGUAUUGUUUAAACGUCUCUGCAGUUAUGCCGGUUUGCACUGUGUGGUCAUAAAAGGUUAUUCUAAGAGUGCCGGUUAUCAGCCAGGUGUUAAAUUCCAAGAUUCACGUUUCCGUAAUUCUUGGAAUGCCGUUUAUGUAGCUGGUGCCUGGCGUUUUGUUCAGUGUAAUUGGGGUGCCCGUCAUCUGGUCAAUGCUAAGGAGGCCCCAAAAACGGGUAGAGGCAAAAAUGAUAGUCUAAGAUAUGAAUAUGAUGAUCAUUAUUUCUUAACGGAUCCUCGGGAAUUUAUUUACGAAUUCUUCCCCCUCCAAGAAGAAUGGCAACUACUUAAGAGACCUAUUACGCUGAGAGAAUUCGAAAAUCUACCUUUUGUUCGUUCUUUAUUCUUCCGUUACGGUUUGCAUUUCGCCGACGAAGGUUACGGAGCAGUGGUGUUUACUGAUGAUACCGGAGCUGCUACUGUGCGCAUUGCAAUGCCCACGGAUAUGCAAAGUUGUCUGAUUUUCCAUUAUAAUCUGAAAUUCUAUGACAGUGAUGAGGACUCUUACGAUGCCGUUUCACUCAAACGUUUUGUCAUGCAAUCGGUAAUUGGCAAUAUUGUAGCCUUUAGGGUACAUGCACCCUGUUCGGGUGCAUUUCUGCUAGAUAUUUUUGCCAAUGCCGUUACGCCUCAGGAGUAUUUGACGGGUGAACCAAUGAAGUUUAAAUCUGUUUGCAAAUUUAAGAUAUGUUGUGAGGAAUUGCAAACAGUUAUGGUACCAUUACCCGACUGUGCCAGCGGUGAAUGGGGUCCCACCAAAGCUACAAGACUUUUUGGUUUAAUACCAAUAACACAUCAGGAUCCUCUAAUAUUUGCUGGUCGCAGUUUAGACUUACAAUUUCGUAUGUCUCGUCCAUUAACCGAUUUUAUGGCAACACUUCAUAAAAACGGCAUUGAAGAGAAAAAACUUUCCAAAUAUGUUACACAUAAUAUAUUGGAUGAUAUUGUUACGUUUAUUAUUAAUUUCCCCGAAGAAGGACAAUAUGGUUUGGAUAUAUACACACGUGAAUUGGGUGCACCACCGCAUCAUAGUCAUCAUCAUAAUAACUCCUCAUCAUCAUCUAGUGAAAAACAUUUGCUGACACAUUGUUGUAAAUAUUUAAUUAAUUCAUCGAAACGUAAUUAAUACAAUGUGUUGUCGUGCGUGGACAGACCAUGGAUGUAAAGAGAGAUAGAGAGAGAGAGAGAGAGAGAGGAAGAAAUAAUUAGUUGUUUUUAUAUUUUGUUUAAAUUCAAAUUUAAUUGCUGUUUUUUAUUAUUUUAAAUAUUAUUAUGAUAUAUUUUUUGAUAUGAGCGACAAAAUCAAAGGCACUUAACAAAUAUGUAAUGUGAACAGUGAUGAUUUUAAAAAGAGCAGUUUUGUUAAAAUUUUUGAUGUAAAAUUAACAAUUUUAGAUUUUGUUUAUGAGGUUUACUUUUGAAUCGAUUUAUUUUGAAAUUAAGGAACAAAUAUUGCAAAUUUGUUUGCUUUGUUUUGCUCUUCACCGUGUGUUAAAUUAUUAAUUUGUGUAACAGUAAAGUGCAUUGUUACUUUUUUCGUUUAAAUUAUUUAUAUACAGAAAUAAAUAAAUAAAUAAACAAUUUUUAUAUACAUCCAGACUUAUGUACUAUAAAUGCUUGUUAAUUAUAUGCAGAAAAAAAUUAUAAAAAAUUUAAACCUUUACAGUAUGAUACAAAAGUAAAACAUUACUUCAGAACUAUAACAACAUCUUCACUUGUAGGGAAAUAAUGAUCAGUCGCUUAUUGUGUUAAAAAAGAUUGAAUUCUUUGAUAAGAAUCAAACCCACGCUAGUUCUGUUUUACUUUUGUCACAUACUGUAUGCAUUAAAACUGUAAAACAGUACAUUCCAAACAUGUUUUAUUGUGUUAUGUUGUAAAUUAAAAUAAAAUUAAUAUAAUAGUUAAUAUUUUUUUAUAUAAAUUUAUAUUCAUUUAAUAAUAAACAUAAUUUUAUAUUGUAUAAUGAUUUAUUAUUUGUUAAUUUAAUAAUUUAAUAUUCACAAAAAACAAAAAAAAAAUAAUCAAGUAUUUAAAGAAAAAUACCUAGAUCACUUGGUGCUAUAGAUGGCAAAAAUAUU
This is a messenger RNA of Lucilia sericata (common green bottle fly), 4914 nucleotides long. RefSeq names its product hillarin (gene Hil). The coding region runs from base 1500 to 3962 and encodes 820 amino acids. The record is from RefSeq and is a predicted model, not a curated record. The transcript has 10 exons. NCBI's taxonomy places the organism in Eukaryota, Metazoa, Arthropoda, Insecta, Diptera, Calliphoridae.